CCAUUUUGUUUGUUUGCUUGCGUGCUAACGGUGGAGUUGGUGGUCCUUUGGGCUGCUCAUGGCGAGGAAGUGACGGAGAAAUUUGUAGCGCUCCUUUUCCCUUCAUCAGGUCAGCUUUUGUCGAGAGGAAAAAGUGCAAGCUGGGACAUGCUCUUGAACAAAAGGUAGUUGAGACAUACAGUAGGAGCUGUCAACAGUGAUCUUCAAUGAAGCACUCAAAACGAGCUUAUUACUCUGAAGAGGAUGAUAGAGGAGAAGAAGAAAAGAUUACAAAUAGCCAAAAGGUUAGGAAGAAGUCUCAUAGCAGUGAAAGAAAUUACAAACACUAUAAAUCACUUAAAACUGCAGACAGUAACUACUUGGAUGGUAGAUCCACACAUGAGAGAGACCAUCAUGACCGAAGAUAUGUUGAGGAAUAUCGAAAUGACUUCUGUGAUGUAGAUGACCAUAAGCAUUAUCACAGACAUUAUGAAAAGAGUCAUUGCCAUCAUUAUACCAAAUCUUCUGGUCGAAGUGGGAAAAAGAAUCAUAAAAGAAAGCAUAAGAAACAUGAUCCCAGUUACAGCUUACAUUCGAAGACCCACCGAAGGAAAAGAUCCAGGAGUGUAGAGGAUGAUGAGGAGGGUCACCUGGUCUGUCAAAGUGGAGACGUACUAAGAGCAAGAUAUGAAGUUAUUGCUACUUUAGGGGAAGGCGCUUUUGGGAAAGUCGUAGAAUGCAUUGAUCAUCACAUGAGACAGAUGCAUGUAGCUAUAAAAAUUGUAAAAAGUGUUGGUAGAUACCGAGAAGCAGCUCGUUCAGAAAUACAGGUAUUGGAGCAUUUAAAUACCUUGGAUCCUGGUAGCACAUUUCGUUGUGUACAGAUGUUGGAAUGGUUUGAACAUCAUGGUCAUGUCUGCAUUGUAUUUGAACUGCUGGGACUCAGUACUUAUGAUUUUAUUAAAGAAAAUAGCUUUUUGCCGUUUUCUAUUGAACUGAUUAGGAAGAUGGCUUAUCAGAUUUGUCAAUCCAUAAACUUCUUACAUCACAAUAAGUUGACUCAUACAGAUUUGAAACCUGAAAAUAUUUUAUUUGUAGAGUCUGAUUAUAUAGUAAAGUAUAAUUCUAAAAUGAGGCGAGAUGAACGCACCCUGAAAAACACAGAUAUUAAAGUUGUAGAUUUUGGUAGUGCAACAUAUGAUAAUGAACAUCACAGCACUUUAGUGUCUACACGCCAUUAUAGAGCACCUGAAGUUAUACUUGCACUUGGUUGGUCUCAACCCUGUGACGUCUGGAGUAUAGGCUGCAUUCUGAUUGAAUAUUAUCUUGGCUUCACUGUCUUCCAGACACAUGAUAGUAAGGAACACCUGGCAAUGAUGGAGAGGAUACUUGGGCCUUUACCAGUACACAUGAUUAAAAAAUCACGGAAAUGUUACUUCCAUCAUAACCAACUGGACUGGGAUGAACAUAGUUCUGCAGGCCGUUAUGUUAGGAGACGAUGCAAACCACUAAAGGAAUUUAUGCAUUGUCAUGAUAAAGACCAUGAAAGUUUUUUUGACCUUAUCUGCAAGAUGUUAGAAUAUGAUCCAGCCAAGAGAAUAACUCUAGAUGAAGCCUUGGAGCAUCACUUCUUUGAUGCCCUAAAAGAUAGGUAGCUUUUCUUAUCUUCCUUGAAGGAGAUGAUAUGGACGAUGUCUGUCAACAUCUAUUGUGAGAUGUUGUAAAUAAUGAAUUAUUUUGUACAGUUGUUUCUGUCAAUAUAACCGUAUGUUUCUAUCCUGAUACUGUUGUGUCUAUCUGGUUGAACAGUUACAGUCUUGAUCAUGGAUACUAUCAUGUAAACAUUAAAUAAA
Candoia aspera is the source of this 1832-nucleotide messenger RNA. It is a transcript of the gene CLK4, whose product is annotated as CDC like kinase 4. The coding region runs from base 207 to 1634 and encodes 475 amino acids. Gene Ontology annotation, cellular component: nucleus. Gene Ontology annotation, molecular function: protein serine/threonine kinase activity; protein tyrosine kinase activity; ATP binding. Lineage: Eukaryota; Metazoa; Chordata; Lepidosauria; Squamata; Candoiidae. The record is from RefSeq and is a predicted model, not a curated record. Gene Ontology annotation, biological process: regulation of RNA splicing; peptidyl-tyrosine phosphorylation. The transcript is spliced from 14 exons.